GAAGUAAUUUACACGAUCUGUGACGCAACAAAUAAGGUAUGGCACAGGUUUUGGCAGUACCAGGAGAUGUUAGACAUGGAUUUUCUUAUAUAGGCCAAUUCAACCAUGACUUCGGCCGGAUUACUGGGAUAGCAGGUACAAUAAAGGGGAACAUUUUGUUAUGUGACCAUGAUAAAAAGAAUCUGAUAUUAGUUGAUCCUCAUGGAAGUUAUUUAAAGAAGCUUGACUUAGACAGUGAACCGUAUGAUGUGGCUAUAACGAGUCAAAAUAUAGGCUAUAUUACACAAACUAAUUCCAGGUCUGUCCUACAAAUUGACCCUGACAGAAUGAUUGUACUCUUAAAAGCAACUAGCAACGAGCUUAGCACUACCGUGUCUUGUGUUUCAGCAGUACCAAAUACUGGAAGGGAUUAUUCAGACAAAGAUCCUUGUUUCUUUGGCGUUAAUAUACAUGGUUUGAUGUAUGCUGUUUCUGUCAAUUACGAGCAGAUUAACCUCACAAACAUAUCUAAAAAUGGACGCAUAAUUGGUACACGUGUUGUAAAGUUCCAUACAGUUAAUAAAGAUUCUUGCUUAUUUUGUACAGGCGGUCAAAAUUAUAUCACGUAUAACGGAAAUUGGAACGGUUCAAAUAAGAUUUAUAACAUUGCCACCUUAGAUACACCCACUGCCAUAUGCUCUGACGACAACGGUCACAUCUACGUCAGUGGACAGGGAUCGAACAACAUACACAGAUUGAUAUGUGAAUCAAAAAAGACGAAGAUAAAAAAUAGCAGGGGACUUGAAAUGUAUAGACUAGAACAGGAUUAUAAAGUAUUAGACAUACCAUUGGAUUCACAGCAUGGAAUCAAGGAACCUGUCGCCUUGUGCUUCAACAAAGACAAUAGUAAACUGUAUAUUGUCAACGAAUGGGGGAAAUCGAUUUUGGUUUUCGAUGUUAUUUGAUCAAAAUUAGUGUGUGUCACACUGCUAUAAAUCCAAUGAAAUUCUUCAUGUACAUUGUGUGGUUCAAGUUUCUUUUAUCUAUUUGUAAAUAUUUCAAUGUAAGUAUUUUGUCAAAAUUUAAAGAAAAUUUAAAGACCCAAAUGCUAGUAUGUUUUAGUCAAAGUGUUGGGUACCCUUGGUUCGGCUUUAUGUAUAUUGUACUAAGAAUAUUUUGUUUUUUGCUCAUGUGCAGUGUGAUCAAAAUCUAGCAAAUACAAGCGUUCAAACCGGUGAAAUGGCCGUCUUACACUUUCAGUGAGGUGAAGAAAUACAAAUUCAUGUUUAAAGCCUAAUUAUAAGUUCCUGUGUUUUUGCAUUUUUCUUGUGAAUAGAAAUUUUGCGUCAUUACUUGAUACAAAAUACCCCUUCUUUUCCAAAAGAUUCAAUCAUACCACAUCUCCUUUUAUUCACAUGUAUCACUCUCAGCAAAGUGUUAAUCUAAAAACCAGUGAUUCUUAUUGCUUCUCAUUGUUGAAAUCAAAAAUAAAAUCGUUAGUUCAUUUUUCGAAUUGCAUUGAAUUAGGACUGGAUAGUAUUUGUUAUUGAUUAUAGUUAUUCAACUAUAAAUGGUGUGGGACUGUUGUAAUUAGUUCGCACUAAUACUACUACAGCAUUCAUAAAUAUGUGUUGUAUUUAGCAGUGUCAGAUUGGCACUUAAAAAACUACUUAGAUUUAUUAUUGUUUACCUCCAUAAGGAUGAUCAGUAUCAUGUAGCUAAUUUGUAUUUUCAAUAUAAAUAUUAUUAUGCAUAUCUUUACUACCAAGACAACGGGGUAUAUCAUAAAUUACACCAUUCCAUUAUUUUACACAGAAUUAAUAUUAUCAAUAGUUAACAAGUUCCGGGUCGAACCCGAUAUCAAUAUAUAUAUAUAUAUAUACAAGUCUUAAUUGAAAACAACAUUCAAACCUAUGAUUGCGUUGGAUAAAAACCGCAAUUUUUAUACGUGUGCAUGCAAAACAAAUUUCUUGUUAGAGGGGUCUAAAUACAGCACAAACAACAUUUUCCAAAAGACCAAAAAAGUGAAAAAGUAUAUUUUAACAAAACGCAUUUGACUAACAGGUCGAACAACAAAUGUUCUUAAACCCUGCCGACUGCCAUUGGCGAUUGCCAAAUAAACGGAUCACCAGGUGUAAUAAAUGGAUCCUAUACAUAAAUUAAUACCAAACAGAAAACAAUAAACUUGCGGCAAAGAUGGUAUACCGCAAACAAAAGGUGCAAAUAUUUUUGUACACCAUAUCCGGAUUUCGACAAUUAAUGUCUCUUCAGUGAUGUUAGGAAUCGAAACGGUAUUUGGAAGGCCAUAUAAUUUACCUCAAUUUAGGAUAGACUCUUCAAUUUUGAGGAGUCAAAAUAGGAUGAACGGAUCAUAUAAACCCGAAGGCAAAUAUAAUACAAGCCCAAACGAAAACAUAUAAACAAGUCUAAAUUGAAAACAACAUUCAAACCUAUGAUUGCGUUCGAUAAAAACCGCAAUUUUUAUACGUGUGCAUGCAAAACAAAUUUCUUGUUAGAGGGGUCUAAAUACAGCACAAACAACAUUUUCCAAAAGACCAAAAAAGUGAAAAAGUAUAUUUUAACAAAACGCAUUUGACUAACAGGUCGAACAACAAAUGUUCUUAAACCCUGCCGACUGCCAUUGACGAUUGCCAAAUAAACGGAUCACCAGGUGUAAUAAAUGGAUCUUAUUUAUAAAUUAAUACCAAACAGAAAACAAUAAACUUGCGGCAAAGAUGGUAUACCGCAAACAAAAGGUGCAAAGAUUUUUGUACACCAUAUCCGGAUUUCGACAAUUAAUGUCUCUUCAGUGAUGUUAGGAAUCGAAACGGUAUUUGGAAGGCCAUAUAAUUUACCUCAAUUAAGGAUAGACUCUUCAAUUUUGAGGAGUCAAAAUAGGAUGAACGGAUCAUAUAAACCCGAAGGCAAAUAUAAUACAAGCCCAAACGAAAACAUAUAAACAAGUCUAAAGUGAAUACAACAUUCAAACCUAUGAUU
This is a messenger RNA of Mytilus californianus (California mussel), 2976 nucleotides long. RefSeq lists its product as uncharacterized. Lineage: Eukaryota; Metazoa; Mollusca; Bivalvia; Mytilida; Mytilidae. The record is from RefSeq and is a predicted model, not a curated record. The coding region runs from base 39 to 944 and encodes 301 amino acids. The transcript is spliced from 3 exons.